AAGCAAUUUAUAUUUUUUUAAAUAGCAAUUAAUUAUUGCUAUAAGCAAAUUUCGAAGGUUGACUAUUAACCCAAGCGCACGUCGUUCCGGAUUUUUAAAAUAUUUUCAUCGAAAAGUCCAAGCAUCCGACGGCACAGAUUGCGUUGACCGUGGUGAUUGUCACGUGAUUUAAUCCUAGCCGUUGGAUCGUCGCCUAGCCGUUUCUGUUCUCGGCUAUAUGUAAAGCGCAACCGGUGUGAAGAGAGAGAGAGAGAGAGAGAGAGAGAGAGGGGAGGAUACAUACCGGGGAGGAGGGGGUGAUUGGACACGUGGAGCGUCGAUGACCGUCGAUCUGAUGGGGUACGCGAAGAUGGACGAGCAGAUGGCGAUCCAGGAGGCGGCGGCGGCGGGUCUACGGAGCCUGGAGCGCCUGGUGCACCAGCUGUCGCGGCGGGGGCCGUCGGAGCCGUUCGAUUGCAAGGAGAUCGCCGAUCAGACGGUGUCCAAGUUCCGGAAGGUGAUCUCCAUCCUGGACCGGACCGGCCACGCCCGGUUCCGCCGCGGACCGGUCCCGGUCCGGGUCCCGGUCCAGCAGCAAACCCUGGACGAGCCUCGAUCCCAAUCCCAACCGCAACCACAAACCCCAACCCUAGCUCCGCCCCCGUCGAUCGCUCCUCCCCCUCCGCCUCCGCCGCCGCCGCCGCCGCAAACCCUAACCCUAGAUUUCACGAAACCGAGCCCCGCCGCGGCGAGGAGUGGCCACGCGAAGGAGGGGUUCAGCAUCUCGGCGCCGAUUUCGUCGGCGACCUCCUCGUUCUUCUCCUCGCUCAGCGCCGGCGACCCCAGCGUCACCAAAGGGAACGGGAACCCCCCCCUCGGCGCCGCCGCCGCCGCCGCCGCCGGAAAACCGCCUCCGCCGCCGCCGCCGUACAAGAGGAAGUGCCCCGACCACUCCGCCGCCGCCUCCGCGGGGGCGACGAAGCCCUCCGCCUCCGCAUCCCGAUGCCACUGCUCCAAUAAAAGGAAAAAUCGGGUAAAGAAGACGAUACGCGUGCCCGUGACGAGCUCCAAAAUUUCGGAUAUACCCCCCGACGAGUACUCGUGGCGCAAGUACGGUCAAAAGCCGAUCAAGGGAUCCCCUCACCCGCGGAACUACUACAAGUGCAGCAGCGUGCGGGGGUGCCCGGCGCGGAAGCACGUGGAGAGGGCGAUGGACGAUCCGACGGUGCUCGUCGUCACGUACGAGUGGGAGCACCGCCACACGCCGAACCCCGCCGCGCCGGCGCAGUCUCAGCCGUCCAUCCCCUGAUCGACGGUCCACCACGAUUGAUUCUCAUGGAGCUGCACCGGCGCAGCAACCUCGGCCGUUCAUCUCGUGAUCGACGACCACCACGACAAAGACGACGAUGUAACUGCUAUUUUAAAACUAAUGUUUUUUUUUUCUUUUUUCACUUUUCUGGUGCUAAUUCGGUGUAAUUAAACUGAAAUUCGAGGGGUAAGAAGGUAAAUUAGAGCGAUCAA
Messenger RNA from Ananas comosus (pineapple), 1500 nucleotides. Its product is annotated as probable WRKY transcription factor 17. Bases 320 to 1288 code for a protein of 322 amino acids. Gene Ontology annotation, molecular function: DNA-binding transcription factor activity; sequence-specific DNA binding. The record is from RefSeq and is a predicted model, not a curated record. The transcript has 3 exons. Gene Ontology annotation, biological process: regulation of DNA-templated transcription. NCBI's taxonomy places the organism in Eukaryota, Viridiplantae, Streptophyta, Magnoliopsida, Poales, Bromeliaceae.